AUGGAGGCGCCGAAGGAGCAGCUGACACCACUUUAUCAGUGCCUCGACUUAGAGGUGGACAUUGACAAGAGCUUCUUGAGAGGCCGCACGUCCAUCUGGCUCCUGCAUAUUCCGUCGCAUGGGCGGGGUGACUGCUACCCCACGGAGAUCAAGCUACACUGCCGGCAGAACGAAAUUAAGGCUACCAAGGUGAACGGGUGCCUGUGCGCGUCAACAUACCUGGAUAGUCUGGAGGAGGUUGUCAGCCCCGAGGGUUACCGGGAUGCCGAGGCCUUCGAUAUCUGCUAUAGGGCGAAGCUGUGGGCGAGCUCCCAGAGUAACAACGGCGAGCUCAAGAUCCAGGUGCCGGCGAACUCGAAAAAGAUCCCCCAGCUACCCCCAGACCUUCCGGAGACGGCGCCGUCAGCGGCCCGCGCCCGGCGGGACGAAACCGCUCGCCUCAUACACAAGUCGCGCCAGGUGGAGGAACGGAGGGAGGCCAAGCGAAAGCAGGGCUCGCGAAGCGGCUUUGCGCCGCAAUCUCCGGAAAUCUCGAUGAUGUCACCCGCCCACCCUUCUCCUGGUUCCAAUGCCAACAUGGACUCCCCAGCACCGAUGGAUGUGGCAGAUUCUUCCGACGACGACAACUACGAUGGCCAUGUCGAGUCGGCCACUGUGGAAGCACACCGCCAGCGCAAGAGGGAGGAGCACGCCAAGGUCAUUUGCGUUGAGGUGGAGUGGGAGCUGCUGCACCCCCGCUCCGGCGUUGUUUUCAAGGCGGCCAGGGAGGGCUUCAGCGCUAACCACAUGUACACCACCUACUCCCACGCACCCAUGGACAUGGACGGGCCGAGGUGCUGGUUCCCUUGUGUCGACCACGCCUCUAUCCUCAUCUCGUACGACGUGACGGUCCGAGUGGCAUCUCCCAAGAUCACCGCGGCCUUCAACGGCAGGCUGCUGGAGAGCAUCACUCUCGACGACGACGAUGAUGAUGACGGCGAUGUUGGUGUCAACGGCGGCACCGACGGCAUGGCUGUUGGAAAGAGAACUAGCUACUCCACUUGCUAUCGGUUCUCGACGGAGACUCUAACGGCCGCCCGGGCUGUCGGGCUCGCCGUCGGCCGUUUCGCUGCUUGGGACGUGCCGCAAUCCCCUCGCGUGAAGGGCUUGGUGCUGAGGGCUGCUUCUGCGGGGGGUGGGGGAAGGUCAGGCACCAUGAAGUCCGAGCGUAGAAGAGCCGUGGACAACAGCUUGAUUGCGGGGGCGGGAAGUUUGCUUGCACACGUGCCGGCCGCCGUUUCGUUCCUCGAGGACUGGCUUAAGGCCGACUACCCCUUCAAACGGUGCACGCAGGUGUUUGUGGAGGGCCUGCCGGACGUGUUUGCGCCGUUCGGUUCCCUAUGCCUGCUCAAGGCCGAGCUGCUGUGCACCGAAGACGACAGGAUUCCUGAUGGUGACCUCCCUGGAGACGCGAGACUGUCAGCGGUAGAGGUGUUGCUUUACGGCUGGGUUAGCACCGCGCUUCGCCUGGAGGGCGGCAAGCACCGCUGGCUCGUGCAUGGCAUCGCUGGUCACCUCCUCACCAAGUUCGCCGCGGAGCUGCGGGGGGAGGAGGAGAAGCAGCACAGGCUGUGGUGCGCCGUUCAGAAGGCGGUGGCUCUUGACUGCGACUUGGGUUGCCCCUCCAUCUCCCCCCCGACCGCGGACCUGUACAUCCCGGAUGCUAUAGACCCGGCGACGGCAUACUACGCCAGACUCAAGGCGGUGCUCAUCCUGCAUAUGGCCGAGGUUAAAGUGCAGCCGGCGGACAUGCAGGAUGCGCUUGGCUCCGUAAUGCGUCCAAUCGCCCUCCACGUGAGGGAAGAGAAGGCGGACCUCGCUCUCAGGCGUCAGACGUCUACCUUUUCUUUGUCGAGGCAGCCGAGCUCUCUCUCCCAAGGGCAGCUAUCUAGGCAAGCCUCCGCCGACUCCGCUGUCGACAAGGCGGGAGACGGCGACGAUGCUGCUACGGCGGCGGCAAGCUCCGGGGAGCAGGUUGGGGGGCAGUUCAUGCAGCCGCUGACGGAUACAGCCUUUUUGUUGCUGGUUCGGACGAUGGCGGCCAGAGGCGGGCACGACCUCGGGAAGGAGCUGACAGAAGGUUUCUACCACCAGUGGGUCACCGGACAAUGCCUUCCUUACCUCAGGUGGUCCCGCCGUGGAUGUCAGGCAUCGCGUGCCACGGUCCUCUCACGGUGGAAGUGUGGGAGUCCGACAGCAUGGGGGGCGGCAAUGAUAACGGACCCAGAAGCGGCAGUCCAGGGGGGCGGGGGGGCGGCGGGGGGAGGCCCCGCCACAGCACCCAGGGCAAGUGGUUCGGGCGGGCACGGUGGAGGGGAGGAUGAGGUAGAGGAAGAGGUGGAUCCCGAGAAGCAAGCCAUGUUUCAAGCGCAGGAUUUCAAUACGUCGCCGGUGCUGUGGGUCAAGGUGGACCCGCAGCUAGAAUGGAUGAUGAGCGUGAGGAUGCGGAAGCCGUGGCACCAGUGGGUUGAGCAGCUCUUUUGCGAUGAGAGCGUGGAGGCACAGUGCGAGGCGCUAAGGGGUUUGGUGGAACUGCCGUUGCCCUUCGAGCUGAGGAACUCGGAGCUGCCGGUGCAAGCCAUCGCUGAGGCCGUCCGAGGAAGGGUAUCCCACACACAGAUGGAACACGCCUCCUGCGUCCGGAAGGAGGCGGCUGUCGCCCUUGCUCUCUGGCAGAAUCAACAUGCACCGCCUCACGCCGGAGGCUUUGGGGAGUCGAAAGAGACGAGAGCACAGAACUGGAGGGGCUUGGAGCACCUCCUUAAGGCCUUUGCGGAGAGGUUCGAACAGAGGGACUCGAAAAGCCCUGCUUCAUCGGGGAUGCGGUUGGGGAUAGGGCACGAUGAAGCCGGGUCCGGCGGUGGCAACCGCAAGUCUGCCCUGCUGCUGCCGAAUUGGUUCGAGGAUUCGACAGAGUAUCGCUUGAAGAAAGCACUGAUCUGGGCGGCCGCAAACAUGCGCGCUCGAGAUGGCUGUACGCCGUUGGAGGUCCUGGAUCUGCUGGUGGUGCUGUUGCGGGAGAAUGACAACUGCGAGAACUCUCGGAGCGACGACUACUAUGUGGCCCAGGUGCUGACCUCGCUAGGACAGGUUUCCACGACCCAGGAGGCUGGAUUGCCGGCGUCCUCCGUGGCUGAGGCUAUCUCACAGGCUCGGCUCUGGCUGGACCUCGACAUGCUGGGUGUAUCUUCCUCGGGGCACAAGGCGACCGCCAAGCCCGCGACUCGCACCACCAAGAGCCACAACGGCGUUGUAGCGGCUUGUGCUCUGCAGUGCCUCUGCCAGCUGGAGAUGCUAAGGGGUGGCAGGCCCGAGGUAGAUUACGAGGAGUACACGGAAGGGCGACACCCUACGAAUGUGCGUAUCGCGGCUGCUCAGAGCAUCAUCCACUUGUACCUCGCCUACGACAGCGGGUUAGCAGAGGACGCGGAGGACGAUGGAGAAGGGCUCUCAUCGGCGCUGCUCUGGGUGUUGGACUUUGUGGAAUCGGAGGAGCCCGCCGGAGACGGCAGGCCAAGAUACUGGGCUGUUCGAUGCCUUCUCGACGCGCUGGAGCGGCGCCCCCUCGUGGCGUCGCACCUCGCCCGCUUCCAGAGCGACGACUCGUUGCUGGGGGAAUGCGACCCCUGGGCGGAGAUGGAGUUCUUCACACCACGGGGGCCGGGGAGGGCGGCCUAUCGCCCGGACGGGCCUCUUCCGAAGGAGUUUCCAAGGGCGGCGGAAGCGGCCGAGCGGCUUUGGGCUCUGAUGAAUGAAGGGACAGCGUACGACCAGGCCCUCAGGCACCUCUGUUUCCAGCUCUGGCGAAAUAUCUGGGGCCUUGAAACACCUCCCUGCCUGGUAAACAACAUUCCGGAGAAGUUAGAAGGCUGGAGGGAGAAGAUGAUUGUUGGAGAGUCUAAGAACCUCGCCAAAGAUCACCGUGCGCGGAGUCGACUGGCUAUGGACGGCAUGGUUGAUAAGGUAAAAGGGUGGGUGAUGGGCCGGAACAAACGAAGGGAGUGGAUUAACCGCGAUUGGUGCGAAUGGUACUACAGGGAUCGAGAUCGUCAGGCAAGGCUAGCCCUCAAGGUCAAGCGGAAAGGAGACGAAGAAGAAGAAGAUAUCACCGCCAACCCUUGGGACGGCCGUUAUGGACCGGAACCUCCGGAAGAGAUGGUGGGGCCGCAGGGACUGGGGGUGGGGGUGCACUCGGUUCAAGGAGUAGUUCAGUGGGAGGAUGGCGGGAGCGAAGCAGCGGCGGGAGGCGGUGUAGGCCUCAAAAAGUUUCGGACGGUUGGUGGGGGCGGUGGGAGUUAGAUGUUUUUCUCGGUGGUAUGUAUGUGUUGGUGCAGGUACUCUGUCACUGGCAAUGACCCUUACCCUGAGGCAUUGGUGCUGUUGUUGGAAUGCAACUCAAUCGUUCAAGGUAUUGUGAUUGCUUCACAAGCAAUAGUAAUGGGUGGUCUGACGCAGUCCGACAGGCCUGGCUGCUUGCGCACGCUCGUUCGGCUUGCGUUGACAUGUAGUGGCAUCUGUAAAACCCCCUGCCUAACGGUUGAUGUUAUUGGACCGUGUUGGCCUCGAUACUGCUCCACGUCAAUCUAGGAAAGGGGCCGAGAGCCCGCCUAC
Messenger RNA from Ectocarpus siliculosus, 4650 nucleotides. The record is from the annotation of a GenBank genome assembly. Lineage: Eukaryota; Phaeophyceae; Ectocarpales; Ectocarpaceae.